Messenger RNA from Pseudonaja textilis, 624 nucleotides. It is a transcript of the gene CORT, whose product is annotated as cortistatin. Gene Ontology annotation, cellular component: extracellular region. Lineage: Eukaryota; Metazoa; Chordata; Lepidosauria; Squamata; Elapidae. Gene Ontology annotation, biological process: adenylate cyclase-inhibiting G protein-coupled receptor signaling pathway; regulation of cell migration. The record is from RefSeq and is a predicted model, not a curated record. Gene Ontology annotation, molecular function: G protein-coupled receptor binding; neuropeptide hormone activity.
UACCUCCCCGUUUGUGCUGUUAUGUCACAAGUAUCCCCUGGGGUCGGUCCUUCUCCUAGAUUCUCAUUCCUCAAACAGCGGAUGCUGACACUUGUCUUCAAUCUCAUUGGCUUGGGAGAGGGUUUUUCCCAGAUCCCGUCACCUGGCACAGCUCAGGGAGGGUUUUUAUAAAAGGAGAUGCGGCAACCGGGGAAGAAUACACUGAAGCUAGUCUGCCUCGCAGCUUCUCUCUCGCAGCUUCCCAAACAAAAUUUAUCCAUCAUGACGAUGCUGGGCAGGUUUGUUGCGGUGCUUCUGCUGACCUGGAGUAUGUGUGCAGCUGCUCUGCCGGGGGAAGAAAACUUUUCUGCACAGACCAGCAGGGAGCCAUCCAAAGCUCAGAAAAUCCUCGUUCUGAAAAUGCUAGCAGGGCUCCUAAACGGAGUCGACGCAGAUCACGAGGCAGCGGCUUUCGCCGACUUCCAAGAUCCUCUAGAAAGAAAGCUGGAGGAAGAGCCCUUGAUGCUGGGGCCCUCACCACACCUCAGCCCCCGAGACCGCAAAACUCCGUGUAAAAACUUCUUUUGGAAAACUUUCACUGCCUGCUAACAAACCCUCCAAGGCCUUUCGGGCAUCCGGAGCUGU